This is a messenger RNA of Populus trichocarpa (black cottonwood), 822 nucleotides long. Its product is annotated as NDR1/HIN1-like protein 10. Lineage: Eukaryota; Viridiplantae; Streptophyta; Magnoliopsida; Malpighiales; Salicaceae. The transcript has a single exon. The coding region runs from base 1 to 822 and encodes 273 amino acids. The record is from RefSeq and is a predicted model, not a curated record.
AUGGCUUCGGAAUCCCAACAACACAACAAGGGAGAAAGCCAACCAUCUGAAAGCACCCUUUUUCCUUCAGGAAGACAUAAGCGUCCUCCACCAAUGAGUUAUCCUCCUACAUUGGGAUAUGCACCACCACCACCACAUUCAGCCUAUCCACCGCCCGGUUAUUACCCUUAUGCGCGAGCACCACCACCAGCCUAUUACGUUAAUUCUACAGUACAUCAACAAGGAUGUCAAAAGUCAUCAAGUUUCUUACAAGGCAUUCUGUCAACAAUAAUAUUCUUGGUGAUGUUUAUAUUUACACUCCAAUUAAUCAUGCUGCUUGCAUUGCGUCCUGAACUUCCUGUUUUUCACGUUGAAGACUUUUCUGUAUUAAAUUUUAAUGCCACCAUGCCUACCUUCACGGCUAUUUGGGAAGCAUACGUAUCAGUUAAGAAUCCAAAUACCAGAUUGAAAAUAGACUUUGGUCCAAUACAUAGCCAUAUGUAUUACGACAAAGAUUAUAUCCUUGCUUCAGCUAAUUCCCCUAAGUUCUCCAUGGAAACAAAGACAAGAAACGUAAUACAUGCCAGGCUAUCGGCCAAUAACACGGAUAACUCGGUGGAGAGCAGGGUGGUGGAUAAAUUGGCCAAGGAAAGAAGCAAUGGGGCGGUGGGUUUUCAUUUUAGAAUGGUGUUCUCGACUUGUAGUAGAUCGGGUUCAUGGUUUAGAUCAAAUCCUCGAAGCAUGGAAGUUGUGUGUGAGGAUAUUAAAAUUGCUUUUGCGGGUGCUUCAGGUGAUGGGAAUAUUGCAGCCAGUGCAGAUAGGGACUGCUUAGUUCUUAGCUAG